UAAAUCCACCCCAAAUCUCCUUAAACGACUGAGACAAACAUUUCACUGAGAUAACUUGGAGGGGGCCUGAAACCGAGGAGCUGCUUAUCAAACAUGAAGAACUUCCCGGCCAUGGUAGUAACAAUUAUGGUGGCCAUCCUAGGAAUUGCCAUGGAUGGAUACAAUUGCAAGGUGGUGCAGUUCAUAUUUGGCGACUCUCUCUCCGACGUCGGAAACAACAAGAACCUCGGCAGGAGCCUGGCUCAGGCGAACCUGCCUUGGUAUGGUAUUGAUUUUGGCAAUGGCUUGCCUAACGGGAGGUUCACCAAUGGACGUACAGUCGCUGAUAUAAUAGGUGACCAGACCGGCCUCCCAAGGCCACCAGCCUUUCUGGACCCAUCUUUAACCGAAGACAUAAUACUGGAAAAUGGAGUCAAUUAUGCAUCCGGAGGUGGUGGGAUUCUGAAUGAAACUGGUAGCCUCUUUAUUCAAAGGCUUUCUCUUUACAAGCAAAUAGAGCUCUUUCAAGGGACAACAGAACUGAUAAGAAGCAAAAUUGGCAAAAAGGAAGCAGACAAGUUUUUCCAAGGAUCUAAAUAUGUGGUUGCUUUAGGGAGCAAUGAUUUCAUUAACAAUUACUUGAUGCCAGCUUAUAGCGAUUCAUGGACAUACAAUGAUCAGGGAUUCAUAACAUACUUAAUGGAGACUCUCGAAGCACAGCUUAAGAUAUUGCAUAGCUUAGGGGCAAGGCAGCUGAUAGUGUUUGGGCUAGGGCCAAUGGGUUGCAUUCCACUCCAAAGGGUCCUCAGUACAACUGGGGAUUGUCAGGAUAAAGCAAACAAACUGGCUCUCAGCUUCAAUAAAGCUUCGAGCAAGCUGUUAGAUGAUCUAUCUACCAAACUUCCCAAUGCAAGUUUCCAAUUUGGAGAUGCUUACGACGUGGUCAAUGACGUGAUAACCAAUCCAUACAAAUAUGGGUUCAAUAACUCGGACUCACCAUGUUGCUCCCUCUACAACAUUCGACCUGCUCUUACAUGUACUCCUAUAUCAUCAUUGUGUGGAGACAGAAGCAAGUAUGUGUUUUGGGAUGAAUACCACCCUACCGACAGUGCGAAUGAGUUGAUUGCUAAUGAGCUCAUCAAGAAAUUCGGAUUCGGCCAACCCGCUGCUCCUUCCCCAUCCCCUAUCGUCGCCCCAUCCCCUGAGGGCUAACAAUUCUACUAGUUAAUUAAUGCUGUUGUUGCUCCACAUGUCUAAUUUUAUUUGUGAUUUUCCGAGAGUUAAUAAUAUAACAUAAUUACUGCUAUA
Molecule: messenger RNA, 1287 nt
Organism: Alnus glutinosa
Lineage: Eukaryota; Viridiplantae; Streptophyta; Magnoliopsida; Fagales; Betulaceae
Product: GDSL esterase/lipase At1g74460
Exons: 5
Coding region: 94-1191 (365 amino acids)
Molecular function (GO): hydrolase activity, acting on ester bonds
Source: RefSeq, a predicted model, not a curated record